AUGCAAGGUUAAUAUUAAAUCCCUACGCCUCCUCCUCCACUCCCUGUAGUAGCAAUGCCAUAAAAAAUGGCCCAACAUCCCCAACGUCCUGUAAUGUAGGAGGAAAUAUUAGACGAUAAAAUCAAGAAAUGGCGCUAAAUGAAUCAAAAGCGUUACGAAUAAAAGCGCAAAUUUGGUUAUGUAGAUAUUUAAAAAGAGAAAAUGCCUCCCGAAAUAUUGCGAAAAGUAAUAAAAGACCAUGGUGAUAUGUCUUCAAAGAAAUUUAGACAUGAUAAACGAGUAUAUUUAGGCGCUUUAAAAUACAUACCGCAUGCCGUAUAUAAAUUAUUAGAAAAUAUGCCUAUGCCUUGGGAAUAAGUACGUUAUGUCAAAGUAUUAUAUCAUAUAACGGGCGCCAUAACAUUUGCAAACGAAAUUCCAUUUGUAAUCGAGCCAGUUUACAUAGCUCAAUGGGGUACAAUGUGGAUAAUGAUGAGACGAGAGAAAAAAGACCGAAAGCAUUUCAAAAGAAUGAGAUUUCCUCCCUUUGAUGAUGAAGAACCUCCCUUAGAUUAUGGCGACAAUGUCCUCCAUGUAGAGCCUUAGGACCCAAUUUAAAUGGAAUUAGACGAAGUUGACGACAAUUCAGUUUUUGAUUGGUUUUAUGACCACAGGCCUUUAUAAUUUACUAAAAUGGUAAACGGAUAAUCAUAUAAAAAAUGGCAUUUACCGCUCGAAGUAAUGUCUAAUUUAUAAAGACUAGCAAAUUAAUUACUUAGUGAUAUAGUUGAUUAAAAUUUCUUCCAUCUUUUCGAUGCUAAAUCCUUUUAUACUGCCAAAGCUUUAAAUAUGGCUAUCCCUGGAGGCCCUAAAUUCGAGCCUCUAUAUAGAGAUUUGGAAGAAGAUGACGACUGGAACGAAUUUAAUGAUUUAAAUAAAAUAAUAAUAAGGCAAUAAAUAAGAACAGAAUAUAAAAUAGCAUUCCCUUUCUUAUAUAAUUCAAGGCCUAGAAGAGUCGCAAUAGCCCCUUACCACUACCCUUCCUGUUGUUAUAUAAAAUAAGAAGACAUAGAACUCCCAACAUAUUAUUUCGAUCCAAUAAUAAACCCUAUAUCGGCCUAUAGAACCGAAAAAAACAAAGACUCAAUAACUACAGAAAUUGAAUAAGAUGAUCUCGAUCUAGAAGAAAUCGAAAUGCCCGAAUUUUUUCAACCCUUCCUAAAUGAAGAAGAAUUAUUUACAUCCUAAACUUCAAACGGAUUAGCCCUUUUAUGGGCUCCAAAGCCUUUUAAUUAAAGAACAGGCCGAAAUAGAAGGGCUAUAGACAUUCCUUUAGUCUCUCCUUGGUUUAAGGAAAGAUGUAAUCCCGAAAAUCCGGUCAAAGUGCGAGUUUCAUAUCAAAAAUUGCUUAAGUGUUGGGUUUUGAAUAAUUUGCAUAAAAGAAAGCCUAAAGCUUAGGUCAAAAGAUCCCUUUUUAAGGCUUUUUCAUCUACUAAAUUUUUCCAAUAUACAGAACUAGAUUGGGUAGAAAUUGGCCUUUAAGUCUGCAGAUAAGGCUAUAAUAUGUUAAAUUUAUUAAUUCACAGAAAAAAUUUAAAUUAUCUACAUUUGGACUACAAUUUUAAUUUGAAACCAGUCAAAACAUUAACUACAAAGGAAAGAAAAAAAUCCAGAUUUGGAAACGCUUUCCAUUUAUGUCGAGAAGUACUACGUUUAGUCAAACUAGUAGUCGAUUCUCACGUCUAAUAUAGACUAGGCUAUGUCGAUGCAUUUUAAUUAGCAGAUGGACUUUAGUAUGUAUUCGCCCAUGUGGGUCAAUUAACAGGCAUGUACAGGUAUAAAUAUAAGCUUAUGAGGUAAAUUAGAAUGUGCAAAGACCUAAAGCAUCUUAUAUAUUACAGAUUUAAUACAGGUCCAGUCGGAAAAGGGCCAGGAUGUGGUUUUUGGGCUCCUAUGUGGAGAGUUUGGUUAUUUUUUAUGAGAGGAAUCAUCCCCUUAUUAGAAAGAUGGCUAGGAAAUCUACUCGCUAGGCAAUUUGAGGGUCGGCACUCGAAAGGAUCAUCUAAAUAAGUAACAAAACAAAGAGAUGAAUCUAACUUUGAUUUAGAAUUGAGAGCUGCUGUUAUGAAUAGUAUCUCAGAUAUGAUGCCAGAGGGAGUCAAAGCAAAUAAAAAUAGAACUAUUUUAUAACAUCUUUCUGAAGCAUGGAGAUGCUGGAAGGCUAAUAUUCCAUGGAAAGUCCCCGGAAUGCCUGUUCCUAUUGAAAAUAUGAUACUUAGAUAUGUAAAAUAAAAAGCUGAUUGGUGGACUAAUGCAGCAUAUUAUAACAGAGAAAGAAUUAGAAGAGGAGCUACUGUAGAUAAAACUGUUUGUAAAAAAAAUAUGGGAAGAUUAACUAGACUUUUCCUUAAAAAUGAAUAAGAAAGAUAACAUAAUUAUCUUAAGGAUGGUCCUUAUUUAUAACCAGAUGAGGCUGUUUCUAUUUAUACAUUACUUGUACAUUGGUUAGAAUCAAGAAAAUUUAUGCAUAUUCCAUUUCCUCCUAUUAAUUAUAAACAUGACACUAAAUUAUUCGUUUUAGCUUUAGAAAGACUGAAAGAAUCUUACUCAGUUAAAAGCAGACUCAAUUAAAGUUAAAGAGAAGAAUUAGCUUUAAUCGAGUAAGCUUACGAUAAUCCACAUGAAGCCUUAACUAGGGUAAAAAGACAACUAUUAACAUAAAGGUAAUUUAAAGAAGUUACAAUUGAAUUUAUGGAUUUAUAUUCACAUUUAGUCCCCGUAUAUGAUAUUGACCCUAUGGAGAAAAUAACUGACGCUUAUUUAGAUUAAUACUUAUGGUAUGAAGCUGAUAAAAGAAGAUUAUUCCCUAAUUGGAUAAAACCAGCUGAUUCGGAACCCCCACCAUUACUAGUAUAUAAAUGGUGUUAAGGAAUAAAUAACCUAUAUGGUGUUUGGGAUACCAGUGAUAACUAAUGCCUUGUCUUAUUAGAAAGUAAAUUCGAAAAAGUCUACGAGAAAAUUGACUUAACAUUCCUCAAUAGACUUUUAAGAUUAAUCGUCGACCACAAUAUAGCCGAUUAUAUGACUGCUAAAAAUAACAUAGUAAUAAAUUUUAAAGAUAUGAAUCAUACAAACUCAUAUGGAAUAAUCCACGGUUUAUAAUUUGCUUCUUUCCUCUACUAGUUUUACGGCUUGAUUCUUGAUUUAUUAAUUUUAGGACUUUCUAGAGCUUCGGAAAUUGCCGGGCCUCCAAAUUAACCGAAUGAUUUUAUGACUUUUUAAGAUAUAAGAACUGAGCUUUCUCACCCAAUAAAAUUAUAUUGUAGAUAUAUAGACAAAUUUUUCAUAGUCCUAAGAUUCGACGAAGAUGAAAGUAAAGAACUCGUAUAAAGAUAUUUAACAGAAAAUCCAGAUCCAAAUAACGAAAAUAUAGUAGGAUACAAUAAUAAAAAAUGCUGGCCUAAAGACUGCAGAAUGCGUCUUAUGAAACACGAUGUGAAUCUAGGAAGAGCAGUUUUUUGGGAAAUGAAAAACAGACUUCCCAGAUGUCUCACCACAAUCGAAUGGGAGCAUUCCUUCUGCUCUGUCUACUCUAAAGACAACCCUAACUUACUAUUCAAUAUGUGCGGCUUCGAAGUCCGUAUAUUGCCCAAAAUAAAAGCCUAAAACGAGACUUUUACACAACGAGAUGGCGUUUGGAAGCUCUAAAACGAAUCAACAAAGGAAAUAACUGCUUAAGUAUUUUUACGUGUAGACGAUGAGUCUAUGAAAAGAUUCGAAAACCGAAUCCGUUAAAUCCUACUAGCCUCUGGAAGUACUACCUUUACCAAAAUCGCAAAUAAAUGGAACACCACAUUAAUCGGCCUAAUGACCUAUUUCCGAGAAGCAGUAAUCCACACCGAACAAAUCCUCGACCUCCUUGUUAAAUGCGAAAACAAAAUCCAAACACGUAUAAAAAUUGGCCUAAACUCCAAAAUGCCUUCCCGUUUCCCCCCCGUAGUUUUCUACACUCCAAAAGAACUUGGAGGGCUUGGUAUGAUUUCUAUGGGACAUAUUUUAAUUCCACAAUCUGACCUAAAAUUCUAUAGACAAACAGACACUGGAAUUUCCCAUUUCCGUGCCGGAAUGUCCCACGAAGAAGACUAAUUAAUUCCAAAUCUGCACAGAUAUAUAUAAUCAUGGGAAUCUGAAUUUCUCGAUUCUCAAAGAGUUUGGGCUGAAUACGCACUUAAAAAACAAGAAGCCCUCUCCCAAAACAGGCGUCUUACUAUAGACGAAUUAAUGGAAAGUUGGGAUCAUGGUAUUCCCCGUAUAAAUACACUUUUCCAAAAAGAUAGACUUACACUAGCCUAUGAUAAGGGUUGGAGAGUACGAUAAGACUUCAAACAGUACUAAAUUCUCAAAUAGAACCCUUUCUGGUGGACUCAUACUAAACAUGACGGUAAAUUAUGGAAUUUAAAUCACUAUAGAACUGAUAUGAUAUAAGCUUUAGGUGGUGUCGAAGGUAUAUUAGAGCAUACAUUAUUUAAAGGUACCUACUUUACAACCUGGGAGGGUCUUUUUUGGGAAAAGGCAUCAGGUUUCGAAGAAUCAAUGAAAUAUAAAAAACUCACACAUGCCCAAAGAAGUGGUUUGAAUUAAAUUCCAAAUAGAAGAUUUACUCUUUGGUGGUCUCCUACAAUUAAUAGAGCUAACGUAUAUAUAGGAUUUUAAGUAUAAUUAGAUUUGACUGGUAUAUUUAUGCAUGGUAAAAUCCCUACACUAAAGAUAUCUCUGAUAUAGAUUUUCAGAGCCCAUUUAUGGUAAAAAAUACACGAAUCAGUAGUAAUGGACAUGUGUCAAGUCUUUGAUAUGGAACUAGAGUCUUUAAAUAUCGAAACAGUUCAAAAAGAAACCAUACAUCCUAGAAAAUCAUAUAAAAUGAACUCUUCAUGUGCAGAUAUUCUCCUCUAUGCAUCCUUUAAAUGGCCCAUAAGUAAACCUUCUCUGCUGCAUGAAUAAAAAGACUCCUACGACGGUACUACAGCUAAUAAAUAUUGGAUUGACAUAUAAUUAAGAUGGGGAGAUUAUGAUUCUCAUGAUAUUGAAAGAUAUGCUAGAGCGAAAUUUCUAGACUAUACAAACGACAAUAUAUCAAUUUAUCCGUCCCCUAAUGGCUGUUUGAUUGCAAUUGACUUAGCGUACAAUUUACAUUCAGCCUUCGGGACAUGGUUUGAAGGAGGAAAAGCCUUAAUUUUAUAAGCAAUGAACAAAAUCAUGAAAUGUAAUCCGGCUUUAUAUGUUUUAAGAGAAAGAAUUAGAAAAGGACUGUAAUUAUAUUCUUCAGAACCCACAGAACCAUAUUUAUCCUCUUCCAAUUAUUCCGAACUUUUUUCAAAUUAAACUAUUUGGUUUGUCGAUGAUACUAAUGUCUAUAGAGUCACUAUCCAUAAAACCUAGGAAGGAAAUCUAACUACUAAACCUAUUAAUGGUGGUAUUUUUAUCUUUAAUCCCAGAACAGGUGAACUUUUCUUAAAAAUUAUCCAUACUUCAGUUUGGGCAGGUUAAAAGCGUCUAGGUUAAUUAGCUAAAUGGAAAACUGCUGAAGAAGUUGCAGCAUUAAUUAGAGCACUCCCGGUAGAAGAGUAACCUCGUUAAAUUAUAGUCACAAGAAAAGGUAUGUUAGAUCCUUUAGAAGUUCAUCUAUUAGAUUUCCCUAAUAUAGUAAUAAAAGGCAGUGAAAUGUAACUACCUUUCCAAUCAUGUUUAAAAAUCGAAAAACUAGGAGAUUUAAUACUAAAAGCUACUGAACCCUAGAUGGUAGUUUUUAAUUUGUAUGACAAUUGGCUUUCCACAUGCUCUUCUUUUACAGCUUUUUCGCGUCUUAUUCUAAUUUUAAGAGCCCUACAUGUAAAUAUAGACAAAGCCAGAAUGAUACUAAAGCCAAAUAAAUAAGUAAUAACGCAACCAAACCAUAUAUGGCCUUCUUUAACUGACGAUGAAUGGGUUAAAGUAGAAGUUGAAUUAAAAAACCUUAUACUAGCCGACUAUGCUAAAAAAAACAACGUAAAUGUAACCGCAUUAACACAAAUGGAAAUAAGAGAUAUAAUUUUAGGUUAAGAAAUGGCACCUCCCUCUAUGAAAGACGAAUAAAUAAAAGAUGUCGAAAAACAACAUAAAGAAGCCGCCCAUCAAACUGAAGUAACUGUCAAAACAACAAAUGUUCUUGGGGAAGAAAUAACCGUCACUGUCUAAAAACCUUACGAAUAACAAUAAUUUAAAUCACACGCCAAUUGGAGAAUAAAAGCAAUUUCCGCUACUAAUCUACACCUAAGAGCUAAACAUAUAUACGUAAAUUCUGAUGAUAUCCAAGAAUCCGGGUUCACAUAUAUUCUCCCCAAAAAUAUCCUCGAAAAAUUCAUUUCUAUAGCCGAUUUUGGUACUUAAAUAGGUGGAUAUAUGUACGGAAUAUCCCCUCCAGGCCAUCCUCAUGUUAAAGAAGUUAGAUGUAUAAUCAUGGUCCCUUAAAUAGGAAGUAAAGAUUCAGUUACUUUCCCUUAAUUAAUGCCUGAUUCUGAAUAUUUGAAAUAUUUGGAACCUUUAGGUUGGUUACAUACGUAACCUGAAGAAAAAAUGGCACUUAGUCCUUAUGAUAUUAAUUUACAUUCUAAAAUUUUAAAUGAAAACACGGCUUAUAAUCCUGAAUAAUGUGUUGUUUUGACAGUUUCAUUUACACCAGGUUCUUGUACACUUACAGCUUAUAAAUUAACUAAAUAAGGAUAUGAAUGGGGAAAGAAAAAUAAAGACUUAUAGGCUACAUCAGGAUAUAAUAAUACUCAUUAUGAGAAAACUUAACUAUUCUUAUCUGAUAAAAUAAAAGGAUUUUUCAUGUGUCCUGAUAAUAGUAUUUGGAAUUAUAAUUUUGUAGGUUUAGGUCUUGUUCAUACUAUGAAAUAUGCACUUAUUUUGGUAAAUCCGAAAGAUUUUUAUAAUGAAAAUCAUAGAGUCAGUCAUUUUAUUAAGUUUAAUAGAACUAAUGAAGAAGAAGAAUUGGAUUUAGUUGAGAAUGAAAACUUGUUUGAUUGA
Messenger RNA from Ichthyophthirius multifiliis, 7044 nucleotides. Its product is annotated as pre-mRNA processing factor 8, putative. NCBI's taxonomy places the organism in Eukaryota, Ciliophora, Oligohymenophorea, Hymenostomatida. The record is from RefSeq and is a predicted model, not a curated record. Gene Ontology annotation, cellular component: U5 snRNP; catalytic step 2 spliceosome. Gene Ontology annotation, biological process: spliceosomal tri-snRNP complex assembly; mRNA splicing, via spliceosome. The transcript is spliced from 7 exons. Gene Ontology annotation, molecular function: pre-mRNA intronic binding; U2 snRNA binding; protein binding.